Molecule: messenger RNA, 1317 nt
Organism: Rhipicephalus microplus (southern cattle tick)
Lineage: Eukaryota; Metazoa; Arthropoda; Arachnida; Ixodida; Ixodidae
Product: motile sperm domain-containing protein 2
Cellular component (GO): endoplasmic reticulum-endosome membrane contact site; endomembrane system
Source: RefSeq, a predicted model, not a curated record
CGAGAGUCGAUGGCGUAGGCAUUGAACGACGCUGAGAGGGCCGUAUGUAUGGGCGAGACGAGCUGGCGCACGCAGUCACCUUCGAGAAGGAACACGUGCGACUCGGCUUUUCUCCACGUCAGAAUGUGGCCGUGUUGUCGUAUUUAGAGGCUCGUUGUAAACAUACCGACACACUAGGACAGAAAGGAAGGCACCGCGUGGUUGAAUACUCAUUACAAGUGUGCUUUUCCAACAGUGCCAACGCAACCAUGCCUUACAUGAUGGACCACGACGACUUCGGUGACCGACUUUACUGGGACAAGGUUACCCCGGAGAACAUCCAGGAGCUGCGCGAGCGUUUGCUGCAGUGGCCGGAAAGACACGAGCUAUGCUACCCGGAUGAGCUGCAGCGCGUGAUGGAGGACGACGACUACUGUCGCAACAUCGUGUGUCAAAUGCGCCUAAACAUGCCGAGUGCGCACAAGUUCGUCGCUGAAAUGCUGACCUGGAGACGUGCCAUGGGGCUUAAAGAGCUUCGAGAGGAACACCUACCGAAGGCAGUGCUCGAACGAUGCAUCGUAUACCCUUACGGAAAAGACAAAUCGGGGUGCCAAGUCUUGGUUCUUCGUAACAAGAACUACAGCAAGGGUUUGGCAGAUCCCGACAGCGUAAAAAGAGUCUUCCUUUACUUCAUUGAGAAGCUGUUCAAUGAGCGCAAGGUACCAAAGAUCACUUUACUUAUGGACUGUACCGACACCGGAGUAUCUAACAUUGAUAUUGAUCUUCUCCAGUUUGUCGUGGAUGUUUUCAUCUCAAAGUAUCCAAUAGCACUCGGAAAUGCACUCAUAUACAACAUGCCUUGGUUGCUUAAUGCGCUCCUGAAAAUGAUUAAGGGUUGGCUCCCCUUUGGCGUCGAAAGACUCAAGACAGUCAACAAAAAGGAUAUACAGCAGUACAUCGACGCCAAGUACCUUCCCGUGCGAAUGGGUGGAGUGGACACCUACGAGUACACCUACACGCCAGGAAGCCCUCUUGGAGAUGGUAUUCACUAGUCACAACCUCCCACCAAAGUGUGCGGUUACUGGGUCUGUGAUAGCUGCGCUACGUCAGCGUGGUAGAGCUCCACCCAUACUUCCGUGAUGUUCCUCACGACCGUUUUUAGGACAACUUCAUCAGUUCAUCUACCGACGUAAUGGCUUUCUUUUAUCGUGUUUUCAUUCAAGCCAUUGUGUUUUCAUUUCUGCAAGAAGAAAACCUCGUCGACAAGCGGAAGAACGUAGUUACUUUCCAGCGAUUUUCUUAGAACCAUAGAAGCAAUAAAGAGUCAUAGAAAUGCGU